This is a messenger RNA of Labrus mixtus (cuckoo wrasse), 2225 nucleotides long. RefSeq names its product complement factor I-like. Gene Ontology annotation, cellular component: membrane. The coding region runs from base 82 to 2058 and encodes 658 amino acids. Lineage: Eukaryota; Metazoa; Chordata; Actinopteri; Labriformes; Labridae. Gene Ontology annotation, molecular function: serine-type endopeptidase activity; protein binding. Gene Ontology annotation, biological process: proteolysis. The record is from RefSeq and is a predicted model, not a curated record. The transcript is spliced from 17 exons.
CUUUUGCGGAGAGAGUUUGUCUGUGCAUUUGUUUUCUACCGUAAAGACGUUUCACUUUCCUCUCUGAGUCUUUGUGUCAGGAUGACGUCCGCUGGAGUUUCUAUUUUCCUGCUGUUUCUUCUUGUCAUUAACUCAGAAUCGGUGAGUGAACUCAGUCAUGCUGAUAAUGACAGUAAACCUACAGACGAGCAAAUUCAGCAGAUCGAGAGUAUGCUACAGAAACCACAGUUAACAACCCAACGCCCCACACCUUUAGCAACCAGUCCUGCCCCUACAGCACCUAAGGUAGCAAUGACAGAUGAGUUCCUGGGUCCACCUGAGUGUCUGGAUAAGAAGUUAACUCGGGCAUCUUGUAACCUGGUGUUCUGUCGUCCAUGGGAGCGUUGCAUUGAUGGACAUUGCUCCUGUAAACCGCCCUACAUGUGUCCGGUUGAUGAUAGGAAGCCAGUUUGUGGGAAGGACAACAGAAGCUACCGAUCGUAUUGUCAGGCUAUGGCGCUCACGUGUCGGACCAAGAAACCUGCCAUGUCCCACUUUGGGAAACAUUGCGGAGCGAGCUAUCAAAAGUUUGAAAGUUCGAUUCACCCAGAAACAGGAGUGAUAGAAGUUUCCAUUCCUAACACAAAAGAAGAAGGAAGUGAUGGAGAGAAGUCACUGGUUUGUAAGAAGAUUUGGAACAUGGCUGCUGCUAACGUAGCCUGCAGGGAGCAUGGCUUUCCACUCGGGGCAGUGACUGCUGGUGAUGUGUCAUACGAGUCCUUGAUAACUCCCGGGGAGGAAAAGCAGUUCCCAGGGAAAUGUGCUAGCAUCCGCUGCCAAGGUUAUGAGAGCUCCUUAGCCGAGUGUUUAAUCUACAACACGGUGAAUAUUGGCAAAAGGAAUGUUUCCACGACAACCUGUUAUGGGGCUUCACAGGCAGCGAAUGAGGCGGAGUGUGACUUCAGAUGUGCAAACACAAAGUGUGUGUCUCUGAACCAGACAUGUGAUGGCGUGGACGACUGUGGCGACCGCAGUGACGAGAUGUGCUGCAAAAAAUGCAGGAACAGAAGCUUCCGCUGUAAGACGGGCGUGUGUGUGCAUAAAGAGGCCCUCCGUGACGAACAGAUCGACUGCCUGGAUGGCGAGGAUGAAUUGCUCAAGCACACUAUUGAAAGCAAUCCGAAGGUUGAUAAACGACUCAACAACACAGAGUAUCAUUCUCCAAAGGAAGAAAUAAAGGUCAGCAGGAAGCAUAUGGAGUCCAGGUUAUACUGUGGGAUCCCCAAUGCGACCACGGUGGACGAUCUGGAGGCAGAGGAGCGAGGACGGAGCAGCCGAGUCAAGAGAGUGGUGGGAGGAGUCCCAGCAAACCCGACUCAGAUCCAGUGGCAGGUCGCUCUGGAGGAAAGAGGGAAGAUUGAUUGUGGGGGCGCUUAUAUCGGAGGAUGCUGGGUAAUCACCGCUGCUCACUGCGUCAGGCCCAACCCGUCUGCAUUCAAAGUGAAGUUUUCUCUCUGGAAGAAGUCUCGCGCUCAGGACACGACCGACAUCGUUCCCGUCGAGGAGAUUCACAUCCACCCAAUGUACAACGCCAGCACGUACCAGAACGACAUCGCUCUGGUGCAGCUGGAGAAGCUUCCCUUCAAAGAGGAGUGUCUGGUGGAUAACCCGGCCGUCAGCGCCGUCUGCGUUCCUUGGACAACACACCUGUUCCAGCCCAACCACACCUGCAGCAUCUCCGGGUGGGGGCGGACUGCAGACGGCCGAGCAGCUCAGGUUUUACUGUGGGCCAACGUGUCCCUCAUCGAUGACUGUCAGGGAUUUUACAAAGAUCGCUUCAAACCGGGCAUGAUGUGUGCAGGUGAUCUGGACGGCAGUGUGGACUCGUGUCAGGGGGACAGCGGGGGUCCUCUGGUCUGUGAGGAUGAACUCGGGGUGUCUUACCUCUGGGGCAUCGUGAGCUGGGGGGAGAGGUGUGGGCAGCCCGGUUUCCCCGGUGUUUAUACACAGGUGGCUCAUUACUUUGAGUGGAUCAGACUUCACACCGGCUGGCCUGCAGUCACCAGGUUUAACUCCUGAUGAACACACUGAUCACAUCACAAAUUAAUCAAAUUACACCUAGAAAACAUGUUUUCAGAAUAUUAAAUCUAGUAAAUCUGUCUAAUCCAUUCCUGCAGCUGAUGGUACUUUUUUUUUAACCUGUUAUCACUUAAUAAAGGUGAACACGCCCACAAUGUGUCUGGAUG